AUGACAACUUUCAAGGGACGCUGCCACUGUGGCCAAACCGAGUUCACCGUUAAGAUGGAGGCACCUAGCCAUAUUCUUUGCCACUGCGACGCUUGCAAAGUGAUCAACGGCAGCGACUAUACACUCAACCAAAUCGUUCCCAAAGAGGAUUUCGAACUCACCAAGGGCACCCUAGGCUGCUAUACCUACACUGGUGAUUCUGGAAACCCCGUGCACUGUUACUUCUGCCCCAACUGCACCACCCACAUCUACCACCACCAAACCGUUGCAGGACCCAAAUACGUCAUACGUACUGCGGGAUUGGAAGGCUACAAGGACUGGCCAGUGGCUGCAGAGAUCUACGUGAAGAAUAACAUCAAAUGGCAGCCUACUGUUGCUGCCGCUGACAAGAUUUUCCAACUUACUCCGCCGUCCUAA
Molecule: messenger RNA, 417 nt
Organism: Histoplasma capsulatum G186AR
Lineage: Eukaryota; Fungi; Ascomycota; Eurotiomycetes; Onygenales; Ajellomycetaceae
Exons: 3
Coding region: 1-417 (138 amino acids)
Molecular function (GO): carbon-sulfur lyase activity
Source: RefSeq, a predicted model, not a curated record